Messenger RNA from Hydatigera taeniaeformis, 360 nucleotides. NCBI's taxonomy places the organism in Eukaryota, Metazoa, Platyhelminthes, Cestoda, Cyclophyllidea, Taeniidae. The record is from the annotation of a GenBank genome assembly.
AUGGGUCAAGGUCAGGAGGUUCACGCCCGUCAGUACAUCGAACAAGCAAUGCGUCAGGGCUCCUGGGUACUACUACAAAACUGCCACCUUUCCCUCGAUUACAUCAAUGAAUUGCCCACCCUCCUCGCAGGACUGAGGACAGAAAGCGAAUCACAUUGCAGGUUUACAACAGAUGCUCUAUCAUACACUGAUACCGUUGAUGAAUCUGUCAUUGAACAGCACACUCCACAACCGAACAUGAGCUACACCAGUAGCAUAAAACCAGUGGCAUCAGAUCAGUUUCGUCUUUGGAUCAUCACGAAGGACCACAGUCGGUUUCCUGUUAACUGUUUGCAGAUGCCAGUAAAGUUUACCAACUAA